AUGACCUUGCAGAAAGGAACUAGAGCCAAGAAUUCUCUAGGAGCAUUGCCAGAAGAUCUUGUAGAGGAAAUACUGCACUUUGUCGAACCAAAGGAUAUUGCGGGGUUCUGCUCCGUAUCAAAAGUAUGGGAAAAGCUAUGUAAUGAUAAUAGGUUGUGGAAGAAAAACGUCAUCGCCCAUGGUUGGAAGUGGUGGAAUAGCCCCCCUAUCGACCCACCGUCAUGGAAAAAGAUCUAUAUGCAUAGGACCGUAACGGAUCGUGUUGUACUUGAACAUUUGCAAAACGUAUUGGACAGUCCGCGUGGAAGAAUCGCCAAUAUGCUGAAAAUUGCACAACAUGGAUCAGAUGCCGUGGAUGUACUUAUUGGGACGAUUGAUGAGAAAAAGAAGGACCAUCUUACGCGAACAUAUUACGCUCGCAAAAUAUUACGAUUGCUCAGCAGACAAUGGGUGGUCUCGCAGUGGCGCUUACUUAUGCCAAUGUUGGGUUCGUUCCAUGCGCAGCACAUCCAAACUCGUCACUCAACUGCUUGUUCCAUUGCGGGUGUACGACCUACCACAUAUGCCCCACCCUUUCCGCUCGAAUAUGGUGCCUUCCUCCUGUCUAAAUUCCAUAGCUACACAUUGGAUGUAGCAGAUGUCAUGGGACAACUUGACGCACUAGCAGAUGAAGCCAGACUGCAUGUUAUAGAUCCUGGUUCGACGGGCUCUGGUAUUGAAACGCGGGCAAGACAACUCUACGAUUUUCUCUUCGUUGUAAAAGGGUUUACCGGUGCCGUUCAGGAUUACUAUAAUGUGGAGAACUCCUUAAUUGACAAGGUGCUAUCCCGGCGAAAAGGAAUACCGAUCACUUUGGCCUUAUUGUACCAUGCGGUGGGACGUCGUUUGGGACUCCAGAUUGACAUGAUUGGGUUUCCUCAACAUUUUCUGGCGCGUAUUGUAACAGAGGAUGGAAGCCAAUGGUUUGUGGACUGUUUUCAACAGGGACGCAACGGGGGAUUUCGUACGAGAGAAGAGUGUAUAGACUUGCUCUCGGAUAUGCGACUGGUGACCCGAGAGGAAUACCUGUCUCCUACAACAGAUCAGGAUUUUUAUACACGGAUGGCGUCCAACAUUGUUGCAGCGGUUCAUCACGCGCCGGAUCUUGAACAAUCUACAGACAUACAUAUUCACGCUUACGGAGCAAUGAUUGUUCUUCUGUUACUUUCCGGAGACCAUACCCAAAUCAGCACUCGCCAUCCACAUCGGCGGAUUUUGUAUGGCAUUCUACGCGCUGAUGUACCCGAAGAUGUAUGGUUUGCCGAGGCUGAUUUGGCUAUGCUGAGAGCCAGACAAACUACUGGUGACUCUGGAAUGCGCGGGACGCAGGCAACCUUGGAGAUUGCAGCUUUAGAGAAUGAGGUGGCAGAAAUUUGGACCGUGGAUGGCGCUAGUGCCCCUCAAAACGUUAAACGGCGGGAUCCAGACAUGGGUCGAGGAUCGGGUUCUUCGAAGAGGAUUCCGCGGUUUCAUGUGGGCGAGACCUUUAGUCAUUCGCGCUAUCAUUAUAGUGGGGUGAUCUAUGGUUGGGACUUGGUUUGCUCAGCGGACGAGGAAUGGAUAUUACGCAUGGGAGUUGACAGGCUGGAGCACGGAAGACGGCAGCCGUUUUACAAUGUUUUUGCCCUUGGACCCGACGGAGCUCGAACGUAUCGUUAUGUUGCAGAGCAAAAUAUCAUUCCGGGAAAUGGUGAUCCUGCAAUGUUCCUGGCCCAUGAAGAAAUUGGAAAGUGGUUUGAAAGGUGGGAUAAUGAAAGAAUGGUAUUUGUUCCAAACAAGGAGUUGAGGGAAGAAUAUCCAGAUGAUUUGGGUCCGCGUGGAGCGGAAGCGCAAUAG
Spizellomyces punctatus DAOM BR117 is the source of this 1875-nucleotide messenger RNA. RefSeq names its product hemimethylated DNA binding domain-containing protein. The transcript is spliced from 8 exons. Gene Ontology annotation, molecular function: DNA binding; protein binding. The record is from RefSeq and is a predicted model, not a curated record. NCBI's taxonomy places the organism in Eukaryota, Fungi, Chytridiomycota, Chytridiomycetes, Spizellomycetales, Spizellomycetaceae. The coding region runs from base 1 to 1875 and encodes 624 amino acids.